Molecule: messenger RNA, 3033 nt
Organism: Chara braunii
Lineage: Eukaryota; Viridiplantae; Streptophyta; Charophyceae; Charales; Characeae
Source: the annotation of a GenBank genome assembly
AUUGGUAAGUUGCCACGUCAGCAGACCACAUCAGCAGGACACGUCAGCAGGCCCCCGGCCUGGUCUAUGCUCAAGCGCUUGCAAACAGCCGUCAUGGACCAGAAGUCCGAGGAAACGGACGAGGCCUAUCAGGCCCGGAUGCUGCUUCUGAUUACCGAAGCCAAGCAAUGGUCGGAUGCAGUAGCAGCCGCAGCAAAUAAGAAGGCAGAGGACGCCGAGAAGACACGUCUAUUGGCAAUCGAACAGCAGCGCCAGCAAGACGAGGCAGCAGCAAAGACUGCCGAUGAAGGACGAAUUCAACGACGCGAGAAGAUAUUCAGCGGAGAGCGAUCUUUGCUCACAAUGGCAGCGGACUGGUGGGCCGAGGCCGAGAAUGGUAAGAUGGAAGAGAGUGAAAGCAAGAUCGCUCUACUCCUCUCCCAUCUCACGGAUAUCCUGGCAACAUGCAUUACACAGCAGGAGGACAUCCACAGCCUCGACGACGCGUUGGCUCAACUCAACAGUCGCCUCCAACAGCUGGAGCAACGACCCGUCGCCGCCCCCGAUGCCAGCUCCUCCAACACCUCCGAUCGCCUCAAUGCAUUGGAGAUCGACGUCGGCGUCCUCAAGGACGACACACAGCUACAGCAAACCGCCACGCAACAACUGGAGCAGCAGAUCUGUGCUACUGCCGCCAACCCGAGUUUGGCACCGCGCGAGACGACUCCAAGGUUCGACGAUCAGGAGAUCUUCUGCGAUUCGACGAAGACGGACCCGACUCCGUGGUUCCGCAAGUUCGAGCUCAAGUUGCAGCUACACCACGUCAGCGAGGACAAGCAUCAUGCGUACUUAUACUCACGGUCGGGGGGCGCAAGCCAAGCAUGGUUGGACAAUCUCUUGUAUAAGUACGGGGUGGUAGUUGCCGACUUGUACACCAAGAUCAGCUGGGAAAAUCUAAAGGCGGCAUGGCAUAAGCGGUUCCAAGUAGAGCCGUCGGAGAUCAAGGCAAUGGACAAGCAAGGGCAAAUUGGGAAACUGAGCACCGCCGGGAGUGACUUGACGACACUCUCGAUGCCUUGGGAACCGGUCACUUCGCGGGUGACCGCCCUUCGUUCCAAGGCACAUGCAGAAGUUGAUAGUCCUCCUCUUCUAUACUAUUAUGAGGACUAUGCUGCCCGGCUCGUUCCUACGUUGGGUACUGAUGCUCAAGGACAAGACGUGUGUGCGACAUCUUCCCCGCCCGACAGCGACAACUUAUCGUCUUCAAGUGGUUCUUCACGGGAUUCGACGCGCGAGUUCAACAUAGAGGUAUUGGACCCGCUUACGUCUAAGGAUUUCGCAUGGCUUCCUCUCCCGACCACGGGCCGUUUGCCGAGACCACAAUGCGUAUGCGCUCAUCUUCACACGUAUCUAUCCUUCUAUGCACCACCAACUUCGUCGACGGAGGACAAAGCUACGGUGGUGGACAUCCUUGCGUAUGUUACCAAGGUGGCACGCGAGUUUCGCAAGCAGCGGUACGAUGACAACAACUCACCGUUCCUCUAUGUCCGCAUCCAAGUUGGGCAAGCCUCCUGCAGCGCUUUGCUGGAUAGCAGCGCGUCUCGCAAUUUCAUGAGCCAAGCCUUUAUGCAAAGGGAUGGCCUUGGCGCACAAGUUCGAAGGAAGGCAAACCCGACGGCGAUCAAGUUGGCGGACGAAAGGACGCAGCAACUUAUCGACCGCUACAUCGAGGCCGUACCGGUGUAUUUCGCACCUCAUGCAUGUGAACCAGUGACGUUCGACAUUUUGGACACAAACUUCGACAUUAUUUUGGGAAUGCCUUGGCUUGCAAGUGCGGAUCACGCGGUCAGCUUCCACCAGCGGACUCUUACCGUUCGGGACGCCUUCGCCGCCAAAGUGUCGUGUACUAUUCCUCUUCCGCACCCUUCGUUUCGGUGUCAAGUGGUGACAGCCAAGUCAUUCCGGGUUACUUGUGCUUACAAGUUGCCCGACGAAAUCGGCCUAUGUUUCCUACGGACCGUCGUGGUAGCCGACUCUUCACCCACAGACUUGUCUUCGGACCCCCGUGUGGUGCGGUUGUUGGACAAGUUCGCCGAUAUCUUCGAGACACCUACCGGUGUGGUGCCGGAUCGGCCGAUCUCUCGCGAGAUCAUUCUUGAGGCCGGGGUGGUGCCGCCGAAAGGUUGCAUUUAUCGCAUGAGCGAGGAGGAGCUUACGGUCCUCUGCGCGCAACUCGAUGACUUGUUGGACAAGGGCUGGAUUCGCCUUAGUAGCUCCCCAUAUGGAGCGCCAGUCCUCUUCGUACGGAAGAAGAACAAGGAUCUACGAUUGUGCAUCAACUACCGCAAACUCAAAGUGCAAACCGUCAAGAAUGUGGGGCCUCUUCCUCGUACCGACGAUCUUCUUGAGCGAUUGGGUGACGCAAAGUACUUUUCUAAGUUGGAUUUGAUGUCGCGAUAUCACCAGAUUUUGAUUCAGUCGAACGAUCGCUAUAAAUCCGCGUUCAAGACACGAAUGACCCUUCCAUAUUGGCUGGGGUGUUAUAUAUUGGUAGUUGUUGUAUCCCGUCAAGGGCUAAAGCUCUCCACGGGGAAGAUGAAGACGAAGACCGAGGGAGCAAAAGACGAAGACAGAGACGAAGAUGAAAAGAAAGAUGACAUGAAAAAUCGGGAAGAAGAUGAAGAUGGGCAAGAAGAUGGAGAUGAAGACGAAGAUGAAGAUGAAGAUGGAGACGAAGAUGGAGACGAAGAUGAAGAUGAAGAUGGAGAUGGAGACGAAGAUGGAGACGAAGAUGAAGAUGAAGAUGGAGAUGGAGACGAAGAUGGAGAGUGGGAUGAAGAUGGAGAACAAGAUGGAGAUGAAGACGAAGAUGAAGUCGAAGAUGAGAAUAACCAUGAAAUAAAUAUGAAGUCAACAUGACAGGAAUUGACGAUGAAGAUGAAGAAGAUGAAGAUGGAAAUGGAGAUGGUGAUGAAGAUGGAGAUGGAUAUGAAGACGAAGAUGGACACUUCGAAGGAGACGAAAUAGCGAUCACAACAAAAUGUAAGAUGAAUU